AUGAAGAAAAAAGAUUUGAAGCAAAGAGGUCUUGGCAACAAACCAAAUGCCGCUCAACCAGUUGAAACAGAAGAUACUGGAAAUAUGUGGUCGCUGGGUGCAAUCGGCCUUCAAAAUCCUCGCUCCCUUCUCCGUCUAAUAUUGUGGAACAAUGUCACGCACUUAGGAUUUAAAAACAGCAUGACUGUCAUCUAAGUGAUUUCACCGUGACAGAGCAGUAUAUCGAGGAUAAAGAGCGACAAACCAAGAACCGCCAUGGAGACGACCCGACUGCGACAAAACGA
This is a messenger RNA of Pocillopora meandrina, 284 nucleotides long. NCBI's taxonomy places the organism in Eukaryota, Metazoa, Cnidaria, Anthozoa, Scleractinia, Pocilloporidae. The record is from the annotation of a GenBank genome assembly.